AUGGCUGAACAAGAAGCCUGUUUGAAGCAGUUAAGCCCUGGCUCUGAUUGGCGAUCCAGCGUAAGAAGGCUUUCCCAUACCCGUUCGUUGGGUGAAGAGUCACAAUCUGCAAGCUUUGUUCUAGUGCGACCAAGAAUUAGAAGCGGUUCUGAACCAAAUAAAGUAAGGCAUGAUAGCUCCACCCAUUCAGAAGAGAUCACCUCCCUUCGACUCGGUAGAACUGCUUCUUUACAAGGUAUGAGGGAAAUUGAGAGGCAUGGCUUGAGCUUUGAUAAAGUUGGACUGGAGGAAUGGAAGCUGCCCAUUGUUCCUUCAAGGCCUACGACUGUUGGAGCAAGUCAGUCAUUCAGCAAAAGAAGUGAUUCCAGUGUGAAUUUACCCGACCUAUUUAAAAAUUCAGAUAACUUGAAGCUACGUAAAAAGACAAGCUUAAAGGAGCGUCAUGUUGAAGAUGCUGAAACUACGUUUGACCUGGUGAAAAGUAAAGCUGAAUACACAGCCACAUGGUUGAGCGAUCAGUAAUUAAAUUAAAACGCACAGAAAAAAAUUCUUCAGUGCUUUAUCUCUUUGUUUUAAUUUGUUUGUGAUAAAAACACACUAGGUGACGAAGGAUCGAUCACUGGAAACGAUACAAAUAAUACUACACACUGACAUCAGCUAGUAUAGCUUUACUCUUGACACUGAACUAAACGCUACAAGCAAAAAGCUUCCCCUGCCUACUAGUCGACACCAGACAUGUCUUUGCCCUCAAAUUUCUCUUCCAAACUGCGCGCCUUCAUCUCGACAACAGUCCAGUAGAAAGUUUACUAAACUCCUGUAAGACCUCAGUCGCUAAGUUUUACGCAUAAAAGGACUUUGUACCGCUCCGUUAAUAAGAUACUAUAACCUCUCUUAAAGCCCAAAAACCAGUUACACGGACGGAAUUGUUCAUUCUGUGUUCCCGCCAUGCCUCGGUCUUAGUUCGCAGUUGACUGAUGGAAUGAUGUUCCUUCCGCUACGCCAUUUCCGUCGUAAAUUUGUUAUCGAUCUUGCGUAGCCGAUUCUGUUUUAAAUUAUUUCCAUAUUUUUCCUGCUUCAGUCAGCCAAAUUCCUUUCACUUUCAUGUUAUUGACAACAAUUCAAAGUUGUUAAAUUCGUUUUUCAAAAUUCACUUGCUUAUAAUUAUGUCAACCACAUUUCAAGAGGUGCUGAUUUUCCUUGAGCCCCUGAUGAGCCCAAUCCAAAAAUGCCGAAAUGGUGUAAUACAACCCGAAAAAUAUGGAAUGGGUUACUUUUUAAGGAAGAUGUAGAAAUCACUCGACAAAAGGUUUUUUCUUAGGACGAACUUGAUAUUCCAAAUAUCGAGCGUCCUAUUGUAGCUACAGCUUAACUUGAGAAACUGUGAGUUUGAAAGGUGCAUGUGACCUUAGGGCUUCGAGUAAUGACGUGGCUGGUAUACCUAUUUUUCCCUUUUCAGUUAAAUUUACGUUUUCCCACUUAAUUGUACGGGGUAUACUCUCUCUGUAUUAUGAAGACAGUUACGCUAGAUGGAGCAUAAUGGAAGGCACUAUAAUAGCUCUGAUGAAACAAAUUUUGUCAUGUUCACUAAUAGGCCUAACCUCACUGACUCCAACGAACAAUAGGGAGGUCUCUGUCGAAAUUAACAAAGGCGGACGUAGAAGUAUUGACAACGUUAGGUAAAAUGAAACAUUAGAUUCUGGAGUAUCAUUGUUUAGACUGAUAAAUAUAUUGCAGAACAAGGCACAGCUAGGCACACGACCAAACACAUGUAGCUAUAAGUUAUUCUCAGCAGCAUUGUAAGAGUACUAAAUCUAUGACACACUGUCCACUUUGGCGCGGAAACAGAAGUGACGCCACGCGGUGUUCAGCUCCGUGUAUUUAAGUAGUGUUAAAGUAUUCCGAUUGUAGUGACGGUGGGGAUUAGAAAAGGAGAACGAAACACUAUCCCAACACCAGAUCGAAACACUGCCAACACCUGCCACGCCUGUGACGAACUAAAUCAUUGCUAAGCAAAAUCAAGUCUUCUGCGUGAGAAGAAGCAUCUUAUUUGUUGCAUUAGAACCGGACCUACCAAUAAGAGGCCAUGAAGGCAUCUUUACAUACCUUUAUUGUAACAAUAUCAAUAAGAUAGUAGUUUCAUUUUACCUGUAAUGCAACUAACAGAUUGUUUCAUUCAGGAUUUUGGUUUCUUGUGCAGAUUAGAAUGUGUUUGUUUUAAUAGGAUUAGUAAAUGUGAUUAUAAGAAAAAUGAAAAUGAAUUGUGGUAGCUAAAAUGACUGCAUCGUGAAAUUUUAAUGUCAUGUUAUGGGCAGAAACUUUGCUUGUCAAUGACAAAAUGCAAUUUCAUGGCAAUCAGCUGCUGUGUAUGGAUCGUUAGUUGUCAGUUGAUUUGUGUUUUGCAGUUUCUAGUUAAAAAUGUUUCCCAAUUGCGUCACAAAAAAACUUCGUCCCUUCGCUUGCUCUUAAUAACUGCCUUUCUCAAAAUUUCGACGAUCUUCAAAGGAAUAAGUUAAAUUGAAAAAUAUCGAUUACGCUAUUCAGAUCUCUGAACCCGAUUAUAUAUGAAGCAAAAAAUUGAAUAAUAAACUUAGUAAAAUCAUAGUAGAGUCAAAGCUAUUAUCGAUUCAGUAUGUAUAAAUACUACAUUUAAAAAUUCACAACUUUUUAAAAAGGUACCAAAUAUAUACUUUACGGAAGUUUGAAGCUAAUGCAGUUUAUUCGUCAGUACUGUCUAUUUGUAUUUAUUGUGAUGUUGGUUUCAUGCAUGUAUAAAUUUCUGAUAGGAAAUUUUCCUGUUGAUAUGGCGUGGGGGUCUUGAUUAGUAAUAUUCCUCUUUCAUCUUUUUUUAAAUGCCCGUGUAAUCUUCUGAUGACUGCAUGAAAAAAUAAUAAAUAAAUAAAUAAAUAAAGUAAAAUAAAAUCCAAAGUGAAAGGCACACACACAGUUGUAUCGUUAAUUUUACUCAGCUAAAACAUAAAGUGAAGCUUAAUCCGCCAGGUUCCACCGAAGCCGUUAAACUGCGUAAAAAUUUUCAUCCAUCCAGACGCGGACGAACGUCUCUAUUAGAUAUAAGAGAGCAAGAACCGAUAAUAGAUCAGUUUCUCUCCUUUUAAUUUCUAAUAUUUAUUUUGAACAGUUCAGUUUGUUGGUUAAUUGGACCCUGAAGCUUUCGUAUAGGAUGCUAAGUCACGUUUACAGUUAUAUAACCUCGUCAAUUUUGAAUAAUAGGUAAUUAUUUUAUUGUUAAGUAUGAAUUGUUUUUAUAACAAACACACUAAGCCAGCUUAUAUAAAAAUUAACGAUCAUUUUAGCGAUCAGUAAAUUACAAUUUGAAAAUAAGCAAGAUUCCCGGUUCUCACACGCGACUUUAGGUUCGCUUGGCUGAUGGAAUGAUCUUCCUUCCUUGAUGUCAUUUCCGUUAAAUGUCCUAGUUCUAUUACGGUGUCGCUUUGAAGUCCAGACCAGAAGGAUGAUUAUUCCUCUUUAAAAUAAUUAACUUUAUAUCUCAUUACUCUGGUCAAGUCUAGUGAGCAGCUUAAACUUUGUUGUCAAUUCUUAUUGAUUCGUUUGUGGUCGGAUUCUUGAGGUACAGUAGCCUUUUUGCCUUUUACUCCAGUUAUCUAGAUGUAUAUCUGGAUAAGAAACUAUGUUUAAAAACUGAAGACAAAACAGCAAAACUCCGGACAAGCGGAGAUCAUGGGCAAACUGAUGAGCCUCAGGCUAGACAAAUCGUCUCUCUAUCUUUUGCCUUCCACUAACACAGUCAGUAGGCGACGCAUACGUAGAGAUAUGUGACAAAUUUAGCGGCUUUGAUGAAUCUGCAUGCCUUUAAAGGAGGCGCAACAGCCGAGAAAGAAGCUGUAAAAUGAGUUGUUUAGUUUGUACAGGACCUGAUAAAAGGAAUAAAGGAAGUAAAGUUAGAUUAUGCUAAACUGAUUUAAGGUUUAAUAACAAUUUUGAUCUAGUCUGGGUCUUUACUUUUUGUACUACUGUCCGGUGAAUUUUUUCCCCAUUCAGUAAGCCCAUCUUAAGAGUUGUAUUACUUGUAUUCGAAAGUUUAAGUCUGAUCUAUUCAUUUUUUACUGUGAUACUAGCUAAGGAUCUAACACAAGUAAAUAUCAAUGAAACAGCAACCUUAGCCACACUGAUGCCCCGUAUUGGUUUUGUGGCCUGUGCUGAUGACGAUAACUCAAAACUUAUUCAGUAGUGUAAAUCAGUGGGAAAUAACUGCAGCUUAAGUCAGAAUAUGAAGCCUUUUUUAUGAUGGUCUCUAACACCAAGCUUCACUAAUUUGUUUAGAUAAGAUUCAGGGAAUUCAAAGAACUCAUUUUGCCAACUUAAACUUGCGGCGAAUACUGAGCAAUAAUUAUUAUUCCACCCAUUACAUUAGUAUGCAACAACGGCUCACAUAAUCAUUAUCGCUGCUUGCUGCUACAAUAACAAUAUAGUGUUUGAGCGAUUUUGGCUGGUUUAGGAAACUUAGUACAUUUCCGGUGAGUGGCGUGUUCUGUUUGUUUGAAAACUUAAACUGUUAGAUGAAUUUCAUCACUGUUGAAAUAAUGUGUGACGGGCGGUUUUGCACGACUUCAUAAUAUUUUGAAAAUGAAAGCUGUUUCCCAUCGCAGUCUAACUUCCCUGCCACAAUGAAAACGGUACUUGAUUUUGAUGGUUUCAAAUUUGUACAUUUUCAUUGAUUAAUUAUUUAGGAUGACUAUCAUCAUCCUCUAGGUACAUCAGCGAUUUAUUACGUUUCUGUUCAAUACAACAUGGUCAUUAAAAUUGAUCAUUUGCCAAAGACCUAGACGAAGGCUUCAUUAUGGUGAUACGCUUUGAAUUAUUCUGAAAUGUUAGGAUCAUUGCAAAGCUAUGGACAUCGGCAGAAAAGAUGGAGAAAUUAUCGCUUGUAGUAGGAACUUCAGGGGAGAGACUUUCUUUUUUCAUUAGUCUAGUUGUAAAGAAUAAAAUAAAUCUUGAUUAAUUCUAUAGAAUGCACUGGCGCCUAACCCACCUUUAACUAUGCAAGCUAGUACUUAUCAGCCUGAUGCAAGGGCUAAUUGCUAGUCUUUAUUUUCCAUGAAUCACAGUAAAUUAUCAGAGCUUAAAUAGUGUAGACUCAAGACUAUUAUUUGUAGGAUUUUUCAAUGCAUUUUUAUUCAUGGGCAAGUAGAAGAGAGAGGAUCUAAAGACUAUAUGAAUUGCAUUGAACAAUGUUGACCGCCUUCUAUCAUGCCAAGAAGCAUUUGACUACCUAAAAAACAUUCAGAGUUUUAACCCAAGCUGGAAAAUUGUAUGGUGUUGGCUAACAGAAGAUUUUAUUUCCCUCUAGGAGCACUUGUCAGUUAUGUCCAUAAUUUAUUUAGAAAAGAUAAACUGAAUUCUCUGACGCCACACUUUUCUGAACUCGCUUCUGUUUAACAGAAAAACAAAACACUGAUUACUGAUGAAACCCUGCCACUCUUUUUCAAUGCUCAACCUGAUGACUCUUUAUGCGAUUAAAAUUAGAAGUUCACUUGCACUAUACUGAUCAAAAUAAUAAAUGCUUUAGCAAACUGGAAAGCUGGCAUGAAGAGUAGAACUAGCACGAAAUCAAAAUUGCCUUCAGAAUAUUGACCUAAACUCAAGCAAAAUCACUGUUAGAAGGCAAACCAAUAUUUAUUACCAGAAUGUUAUUCAUUUAGGUCAGUUCUACUUACUGUAUUUAACAGUGCUGUGUCAUGAAGAGGUAUUUCUAGUCAAAAGAAUUGCUCGGAAUGUCUUCACGAAGACGGCUGAGCUUUAAAGUUUGUUCACAGUUUAUCUUUUAAUAUACCGGCCUCAAUAUAACCAUUUCUUUCUCUCAUGGAACUUCUGAGGAUUAUACUCCGAAAAUUGUAACUCUUGUCUAGUAGAAGAGAAUCUCUUAGCGGACAGAUAAGGGUGAGGAGCAAAUGAUAUCGAGUUUCUUUGCUAUAGAAAGAUCACUAAUUCGAGUCAAACGACAUAAAGGAAGAAGUUAUAAAGUGGCAAAUAUUGAAGGAUGUUGGAGGAGCCCAAAGCCUCUUGAGCUUUAGACGUGUCAGUUACAGUACUGAUCAGAAGGUGCUAUCGAGAUUUUAAGAAGAAUAAACGAUAACUGCCAAGAAAUAGAAAGGCUCGUCUGUGCUGUACUGAAAAGAAGGAUGAAAUCUCUGACCGUUUCUUGGACAACUCCAGUUAUAAUAUUUUGUUUAUUCCACUCACAAAAGAAAGCUUAAGGACUAGAAAAUCUAUUCCAACAGCUGCACGGAGCAAUACAGGUGAAACGUCAAAGUAUAAGUAUUUAAACUAUAUAAAAUUGAACGUAGAAGCUACUUCUGUUGAUCUGUUCAUUGGCCACGAGCAUAUCAGGGUGUGGGUUGGUGGCAUAGAUUCCAAGUAGUACAAACUGAACACUGAACGACUUACUAGUAGAGUGUUCGCCUCAGUAAUAAACACUAUACAAAGUAGUGUAAUCAAAUUAAACAUCCACUAUUUGUUAAGCUUUAAUACAGCAUAGAAACAAAAUCACUUUUAGGAAUCUGCAAGAAACUAUGUGUGUCAAAUAACUAUAUAUGCAUGAAACCGGCUGUGCAUGUCAAAUAAUUGGGUGUGUACACGUUUUGCACCUUGGUGCGGCGGAGAACUUUGCGCCUUACUUGCGGUUGAAUUUCUAUUUCCUUGAAUUCUUUGUAACAUUUCAUGGGCAUGAACAAUUUCCCCCCAUUUUUUUAACUGACAAACAUUUCUUACAGUGUUCUGCCACGUUCUGUUGAGAGAAGUAAAGUCAAGUUUAGAAAGUGAAAACUUAAUAUGUACAUUUACAAAAGUCAAAUAAGCCCAAUAAACCAGUCUAUUCGACCUAUAUUGCCUUUUUUACUAGGAUUUUUUCAAUGUCAGUUAA
Porites evermanni is the source of this 6898-nucleotide messenger RNA. Lineage: Eukaryota; Metazoa; Cnidaria; Anthozoa; Scleractinia; Poritidae. The record is from the annotation of a GenBank genome assembly.